This is a messenger RNA of Lathyrus sativus (Indian pea), 1386 nucleotides long. The record is from the annotation of a GenBank genome assembly. Lineage: Eukaryota; Viridiplantae; Streptophyta; Magnoliopsida; Fabales; Fabaceae.
AUGGCGGCCGCGCCGUCGAACUACGAGUACCCGACGCUGAGGCGCUCAGAAAUCAUUCAAAUCCUAGCCCAAUUUGGUAUUGCAUCCAUAUCGGAGAAUGACAUUACCAAUCCCAAAUCCGUCGUCGUUUUGGAUAUCUAUACUCGCACACUCAACCACCUUGGUUUUCUCCUCGAGGAAAAUGAAGAACAUCUUGACUUCGAUGUCCUACAGCAUCUCGAUGAUCCCGAUCUUCACCUUGGAUCGGUUCGUGUUUUGAAGCUAUUCAACAAAAUCAAGGAAGUGCUUCUCAUUCUCCAAUGUCCCAAGAAAUUUCACUUGGGCGAUCUUGCCCUACCCGAGCCUUCUCGGACGGAGUAUUUCCUCGGGGCUUUUCUCAAUUUCUUAGUCGACAGGGAUGUAAGAAUGAAUUCGAUAUCGGAAAUUGUAGAUGAAGUCAGCACUUUAGAACAGAAGAUAGUGGAUAUUGAAGAGAAUAACAUUGCGCAGUUGAAUUUGGCGAUUGAUGAGUGCAAGCAAGCACGAGAAAGGGAGAUGCCUUUAGUUCAGGAGGUGGAUAAAAACGUUAGAGAGUUGCGACAAACGGUUUCAGACAUGAAUAACAAGCAGAUGUCAUUGAGGACUAAUUUGAAGAAAUUGAAGGAGAAGAUUGUGGAAAUGGAUGAUAAGAUUUCUGGUGCUCAAUUUAGUCUGGUACAAAGUGUUCAAGAGAAUGCAAAUUUACGUUCGAAAAUUGCUCAAUCACCGGAUAAAGUACAGAGGGCUUUAGAGGAAAAGAAAAUAGCUCGAGAAGAGGCCAGAAAUGCUGAAAGAUUAGCCAUGCACACUUUCCAUGAGAAGAAUACCCUUAUCAAUGUUUUCUCCAAGGUUAACAAGAAAAUGUCGAAGCACUGCAAGCAGAUUCUGGCUAUAGAAGAACAGGUCAAUUCUGCUAAAUCUGUUGAAAAGAAUCUUAAAGCAUUAAAAGCUAAAUUUGGUGAUGAAGAAGUACUGGAGAAGUCACUUGAGGCCCAAUUGGUUGAAAGGCAAAGCAAAGCUGAGCAUACUGAAGGGUUGAAAAAGCAGUUGGAGCAAAAUUACAAUACUGUGAUGGAGGAAGGAACUAAAUACCUAAGCAGUAAAAAAUCAGAGGUGGAAUCAAAGAGAUCUGAGAUUGAAACUAGAGAGAGAAAUAUUGAGAAUGUGUUAUCAAAGGUGGAUGACGUAAAGAGUGAAAUUACUUCUGUAAAAGAAUCUGCAGCAGCUAAAGUGGAUGAGUUGGAUAGUUGCAGAAGUGAGGUUGUCGAAGCGUUUCGUAAAUAUUGCGACAAGUUUGCACGUGUGGCUGAAUCUGGGCGACUUUCGUCCAUUAAAGGAGCUGGAUUUGACAAUUUGGUUUCAAUUUAA